Molecule: messenger RNA, 1616 nt
Organism: Cuscuta epithymum
Lineage: Eukaryota; Viridiplantae; Streptophyta; Magnoliopsida; Solanales; Convolvulaceae
Source: the annotation of a GenBank genome assembly
GGGACCUAGCGCCGUCCCUAGGGUUUAGUUUGGUAGCGUAAGGUUUUUACGCAAAUCGUUUCACGGCACGAUCACUGCAGGCUUCUUGGAUUGUGAUAGUUCAUUAUUGACUUCACAAAUGAGUUUGAACUAGACGUAUUGGAGACACUGUAGUGCUCAAAUCAUCUCUCACGUUUUCUUUUUUGAGGUAAUACCGUUUUUUUUUCUUUUGCAAACCUGCCCUCUGCGGCUGGACGUGAUGGAGGAGGGAUACAAGCAGGGAGAAAUUGAGGCGUUAGCAAAAGCAUAUGGACAGAUGGAGAUGGAGGAGGAAGACGAAGUCUUGAUCGUGGAACCUAUGGCACAAAACUCGUCUAGGUACAACCUGGCUCUGGCACAAUUACGUCGGAAAAACCCGUACGUUUUACUAACUUCCGGGAUAUUAUGGCAUCUUUCUGGAAACCCAAGAAAGGUGUUAACAUAACUGAAAUCGGUCCUAAAAGAUAUAUGUUUCAAUUUUAUGGUGAGGAGGAUAUGAACAGGGUAGCAGAUGAAGGAUCGUGGAUAUUUGAUCAGAACCUAAUGGUUAUGAGUAGGCUCAAAGAAGGGGAUAUCCCUCUGUCUGUUCCUUUGAAUAGAGCUGAGUUAUGGAUCCAAGUUCAUGAUAUUUCAGUGGGAUAUUUUACUGUUGAUAAUGCAGAACGCAUAGGGAAUUUUUUGGGUACUUUCAUAAAAGUUGAUGAACACAACUUUUCUAAGAAAUGGGAAUCUUUUAUGAGAAUUCGUGUUCGGAUUGAUCUGGGGAAACCCAUGAAAAUGAAAUUAUUCCUGCAAAAGGAGGAAGGGGUAAAAUUCUGUAUCAAAUUCCGUUAUGAGAAACUGCCUAGUUUUUGCUUUCUGUGUGGAAUAGAAGGACAUGCUGAGAGUCAUUGCCCUCACAAGAGGAAGGGAUACGAGACAACCGGAGACAAACCGUUUGGCCCAUGGCUUCGAGCAACAAAGGGGGCAACGCAAUGGAAGAAAAAUAAAUGACUUGUACCAGCAGGCAAAAGAAACAACAUCAUUAACCAGGCUAUUAGCGGAAUUAGUGAGGAGGAUAAGAAAACAAGCACUUUGGAAGGCGGGUCUUCACGAAAGGUGAGAGGGAAGCUCGACCAGAAACGUAGACGUGUGGAGGACUCAGAAGGCCACCCGGCUAGGGAGGAAAUGGAGCUAGAACACCCUGCGGCAAAAAAACGGAGAAGAGGCGAGCUACAACAUGUGGUCAUGUGGAUUAAAUAAGGCAGGAGGCCAUGAGACUUUUUGUUAUUUUAGCAUUUGCUUCCUCUCGUUUGAGUACUGUGUUUUUGUUUUCAUUAUGAACAUUAGAGGUAGGUUGCAGGUUUAUUUUCUAUUUUUUACUCAGGAUAAUUUUGUGGGUGGAAGCGAUAAGGCUUGUAUGGCCGUUAAAAGCUUCGAAACUCUCACAUGGUUAGCGAAUAGUCUUGCUCUAAUCGGAGUGGUCUAUUCUAUGUCUAGUCAGAGAGUGGGAGAGCUGUUUGGCUAUGUGGAGCCUCAUAGGGAAGUUUGGCGUUGUAUGGUUGGAAGAACCUUGCUCAGUUUGAUUGCUAUAAUAUAAUUAGUUUCCUUUCAAAAAA